This is a messenger RNA of Hydatigera taeniaeformis, 4128 nucleotides long. Lineage: Eukaryota; Metazoa; Platyhelminthes; Cestoda; Cyclophyllidea; Taeniidae. The record is from the annotation of a GenBank genome assembly.
AUGGCGGCCGAACCGUCCCAUCGAGGAAAGGCGGCGGUCAGCGGCCGUGAAGAAGACUUUGGAAGAUAUUCAACGCCAAAAAAGAGGCAAUGUAGACCUUUGCAACGUCAUUACCUCACUGUCAUCCUGGCUUUGCUCAUCGUCUUCGCCUGCCUUCAAUCCCCCCUUCUCGUUGCUGCUCAACAGGAGGGUCGGACAUGUACACUGGAGGACGGGAGAGUGUUGCAGCCAGGGGAAGUGAUGUACCAGGCGCGCUCGUGCACAGUCUGCACCUGCAACGGCGACACUGGCGAGGUGGUCUGUGAGCGCCAGACUUGCCCCGCUCUUGACUGUGGCCCCGAGGGCACUCAGCCCGCCGAACCCGGCGAGUGCUGUCCUCGUUGCCGACCCAUUCUUCUAAUUCACUGUCAGGUACGAACAACACCGAUGAGCACACCUCGUACCUAUACUAGGGAGGUGACGACGGAGCCUACGACAAACCCCACUACCACCACCACGCCAAGACCUACGCCACCACCGAUUAUGGGACCCCCAGGACCCCCAGGACCUCCAGGACCUCCGGGACCUCCUGGUCCUCCUGGCGACCCCGGAAUGGAUGGGGAACACGGCGUUCCUGGUCCACCUGGACCUCGUGGCCCGCCACCACCAGAACUGGAAGAUUACUUAAAGCGUCAGCGUGCCAUGACCAAAGGUCCAGACGCCAGAGAAGUUUCUGCAUACCAAGAACUUCAGCUUACUUCCGGUCCGCCGGGAGAGCAAGGCGUUCAGGGUCCUGCCGGCCCGGUCGGUAUUCCUGGUCCUCCGGGUCCAACCGGGUCAGUAGGAGACAUUGGCCUUGCCGGUCCAACGGGCUCUCGGGGUCCACCCGGACCCAUGGGCGAGUUGGGCGCUGAGGGAGAGCCCGGUCGAAAUGGGAUUAAGGGUCCACGUGGCCCGAUGGGUCCAGUCGGUCUCCCUGGAGAUCCAGGACCCAAGGGCCCUACAGGAAUGCGCGGCGAGAUGGGGGAACCCGGCAAUCCCGGUCCUAAGGGUAAAGCUGGAGACCAGGGAAGAAGGGGUCUAACCGGACCUAUGGGACCUAAGGGUGCUAUCGGUCUUCGUGGACCUCUAGGAAAACCUGGACCUCGUGGUGUUUCAGGACCCCAAGGGCCCAGGGGCGUUGACGGACCUACCGGUGCUCAAGGUCCUACCGGUGAGCGUGGUGAGCAGGGAAUGAUGGGUCCAAUGGGCUUUCAAGGUCCGGAAGGACCUAAGGGUGUCCCAGGUCCAAUCGGUCCCAAGGGAGAACCCGGCUUUCAGGGUCCGCCUGGAGCUCGUGGUCUUCCAGGUCUUACUGGUCCACCUGGAAAGCAAGGAAAAAUGGGGCCGUCUGGUAUUCGAGGCGUGAAGGGUGAGAUCGGUUCCCGAGGUCGUAUGGGACCUCUUGGAGGCAUGGGUCCCCGAGGCUUCCCAGGCGCUGACGGUGAGGAGGGACCCCCUGGAGCAAAGGGUCCUGAAGGUGCCCAAGGUCUUCAGGGAUCUCAGGGUCAGCCAGGUCCUGAGGGUCUCAAGGGUCCUCCUGGGGAACAAGGACCACCCGGACCCCAGGGUCCUACUGGAAAACGUGGCCCACGGGGAGACAUUGGCCCGAUGGGACCGAAGGGCUUUAUUGGUCCUCGUGGAUUGCCGGGGUCCAGAGGUCCCCCUGGUCCUGAGGGUCCAGCUGGACCCAUUGGUAUGAUUGGCGAUGCUGGUCCUGCUGGACCUGUCGGGCAAAAGGGACAUAUUGGUGACCCCGGUCCAGCUGGUCCACGAGGUCGGACAGGCUUCAGGGCAAGUUGUCUAGGUCCACGUGGUAAACGCGGAGCUGAAGGUCCUAGCGGCGAGCCAGGUCCAAAAGGUCCAGUAGGAGCUCCCGGUAAGCCAGGCAUCGGUGGUCCCCAGGGCCCUCAGGGUCCAAUAGGUCCUCAAGGAGCACAAGGCGCCCGUGGUCCGCCUGGGCCGAUUGGUAAAACGGGUGAAGUGGGGCCUGUGGGUCAGCGCGGCCAGCAAGGCGACCGAGGAGCAAGAGGUGAGGCAGGUCCUGUUGGUCCCCACGGACCUCCCGGUGCCAAGGGAGCUCGCGGUCCUGGUGGCAAACGCGGUCCUAUGGGACCUGAAGGCCGCGCUGGACAGCAAGGUCCUGAAGGAAGUGUGGGUAAACAAGGUGACCCUGGCCAACCUGGUGAGGCUGGAGACGUGGGUCCCAGAGGUCCGGCGGGCGAGCGGGGAGCACCGGGUCCGAUGGGGGCCAUGGGUUCAGCCGGUGUCCGUGGUGAACGCGGUCCUGCUGGGGACACUGGUCCCGAUGGACUUGUCGGUGAACGCGGGGAGAAGGGUGCAAUGGGCGAAGUGGGUGCCAUCGGCGUGGCUGGACCACCCGGUAACAUUGGUCACACUGGUCGUCGUGGGCCCACCGGUUCCAUCGGUCCAGUCGGUCCUCGUGGUAACCCUGGUCCUCGCGGUCCUACUGGAGAACGGGGUGAUGAUGGCCCAGUCGGACCUCAGGGUCCUCAAGGCCGUCCGGGACACAAGGGUCUUCCUGGUGGUCUUGGCAAUCCUGGUGAUGAGGGCAUGCCUGGCGAUCAAGGCGAACAGGGUCCGAUAGGUGAAAUCGGUCCUCCUGGUCCCUCUGGAUCACCGGGUGAAGUGGGUCCCAAAGGAAUAAAGGGUGACAGAGGGCGUCGUGGUCGACGCGGUGAAACUGGCGACACGGGACCAGUUGGCCCCAUCGGCAGACCAGGUCAGAAGGGUCUCCAAGGCAUGCAGGGUCGCGAAGGCGAUCGUGGAUUGCCGGGUGAGAUCGGUGACAUCGGUGAAACCGGUCCAAUGGGUGAGGGCGGUCCUCCAGGUUCGACUGGUGAACCCGGGCCGGUUGGCCUAAUUGGGCCUGUGGGACCUCCUGGUCCUAAAGGUGAUCCUGGUGAUAUAGGUCCUGUUGGUCCACCUGGUGUUGAUGGCGAUCCAGGAGAAGAUGGUCCUGAGGGUCCCAGAGGAAUGCGUGGAGAAACUGGACCUCCUGGCAAUCUUGGAACCAUUGGACCUGUAGGCUUGAUGGGUCCACAAGGAAGAACAGGCCCCAUUGGUCCAGCUGGUCCUCCUGGUGAAAUGGGAAAAAUGGGAGCCACUGGUGCUGAAGGACCUCGCGGGCCCCGCGGCCGUCAAGGUUCCACUGGGCCCAUUGGGAAGACAGGUGCUCCUGGCCCCACUGGACCCCGCGGUGACAUCGGCCCAACAGGAUUGGAUGGCGAACGCGGUAUUCAAGGUCCAGCAGGUCAACAGGGUCCUCCCGGCCCCCCAGGUGAAGCUGGACCACAGGGUCAUAUAGGAAUGCCAGGCAUUGCAGGGCCUCGAGGUCCACGUGGACCAACGGGACCAAAGGGAGAACCUGGGCCGGUUGGUAAGCGCGGAGAACCCGGUUUUCAGGGAGUUAGAGGCGAACCAGGAGAACCUGGUGAGCCUGGAGAUGUUGGACCUAGGGGUGUUCGCGGUGAUCCUGGACCACCCGGAGAGACUGGCCCUCAGGGCAACAUGGGCAUGAUGGGUCAAGACGGUGAACGCGGUCCUAUGGGCUCACCUGGUAGAGAGGGUUCUGUUGGUGUUCAAGGGCCUCAGGGCCCUGCUGGUCCACGGGGUGACAAUGGGCCAAAGGGUGCUGUGGGACCUCCUGGGCCUCCAGGACCACAGGGUCCAGCUGGUCCAGUUGGUUUGCGAGGUGAAGAAGGCCCGCCGGGCGAAGAUGGUCCUCCUGGCCCGCAGGGUCCUCCGGGUCCACCUGGAGACUUUGACACGGCCUUCCAGGGCAUCUUCAGACGUCCAGAGAGUGACGGCUUUAUGAAUGACGAGGGUUACAACAUUGACAGUGAUGUACCGUUUGAGGAUAGAAUGCAAGGAGAUGCGCCCGAGCCUGACGAAUAUAACAAGAACGUGGACGCCUUCACAGCACUGACGAGCGUCUCCAACCUUAUCGACCGUCUUUAUAAAGCUUCCGGCACUCAGCGUUACCCUGCUCUGAGUUGCGCUGACCUUCUUCUGCAUUUGCCUGAUGCUGGUGAUGGUAAGGUCUUUCUCACAUGUACCCCACUGGAUCAUCAUCAAAUGAUCAUUUAA